Messenger RNA from Tachysurus fulvidraco (yellow catfish), 1662 nucleotides. RefSeq names its product E3 ubiquitin-protein ligase TRIM39. The record is from RefSeq and is a predicted model, not a curated record. Lineage: Eukaryota; Metazoa; Chordata; Actinopteri; Siluriformes; Bagridae. Gene Ontology annotation, molecular function: zinc ion binding; protein binding.
AUGCCUGGGAUUGAAGAGACGCUUGCAAGCUAUCUCUGCCCUACAUUGCCCACAUGGAGGAAACCUGCCCUUAUUACCAAGCCUUGUAGGACUACUUCAUCCCUUGUGGGUAAGGCCUACACAGCAGCAGGCCAAGCAGGUGCGUUCCUGCACACCAUGGCAGUUUUGCAGGCCUACCAGGCUGACCUGCUGACAAAUUAUGUCAUACCUGGAGUCCUCUCUGAGAAGCAGUUCCAAUGCUCCAUCUGCUUAGACAUCUUUGACAAUCCGGUUUCCACCCCAAGUGGACAUAGUUAUUGCAUGAACUGCAUUGGGCAUUAUGAAAUGGAGUCAAACUAUCAGUGCCCAUUGUGCAAGAAAUACGUCAAGAAGAAACCUGAUCUCCACAUCAAUCGCACUCUUCAAGGGAUCACAGUGCAUUUCAAGAAGAUGAAAGAAGACACUGGGUCAUGUGGUGGGUUUGGGAGAGGAGAAUUACAAGGAAGAUGGAUGGAGAAAAGGGCUCAAACAAUUGCCAGCUGCCUGGGGAUCUCUCUGCAGACAGCAAAAAAAGUGUCAUGCUGUGCAAAUCAUCACCAUAAACUGGAUCUCUUCUGCAAAUCUGAUGGGGAGUGUAUCUGCUCAGAGUGUGAAGAUUUAGAUCACCAAUCUCAUAACAUCCCUGCAGAAAAGGGGUGGCUGACAAGCAAGACACAGGACAGCAUGCACAUGUUUGGCGAUCUUCAGAGCUCUGUUGAGCGCAGCCAGGCUGAGCUGCUGGAGGCAAUUGAAUUGAGACGGGGCUCAGCAGAACACAAAGCAGAAGGAAUGAUAGAGUUGAAGCUGGAGCUCAACGAGCUGAGAAGUGCAGAGCUGAGCAACCUGACCCAGACUGAUGACUGCAUCAUUGGACUGAGGGUUGGGGCCUAUAUAGAUAUUUUAAGCAUCAAACAUACUACUAUUUACCCCAAGUCACCAAGGUUAAUUGUCAUCUUUAAAUCAUUAACCAUGUUAUUGUCUGGAGAGACUAUCACGCCAAUGCCAGUCAAAGAAUGGGCUGAAGUCACAGUGACCUUUGAUCUUGGUACAAAGUCAGUCGACACUUCAGUAUGUGAACUCCUAGGGCAGUUCCAGGAGGAAAUGGAUGUGACCUUGGGCCCCAGUACAGUUCAUCCUUGUCUCAUCCUGUCAGAAGACAGGAAGCAAGUGAGGUGUGGAGAAAGGCACCAACUUGUCCCCAACAACCCAGAGCUCUUUGAUUGUAUAGUGUGUGUACUAGGCCAAGAGGCCUUUACAGAUGAUCUGCACUACUGGGAAGUGGAGGUGGGAGGCAAGACAGACUGCCAUUUGGGGUUGGACCGCCACUCUGUAAACAGGAAGGGAAAAGUAACUGUCACCCCCAGCAAUGGAUACUGGUCCAGCCUACGAAAUAAGACCAACUAUGCCAUUGGAACAGACCAUUCUCUCAACCUUUCCCUUUACUCCAAUCCCAGAAAGAUUGGUGUGCUUGUGGACUAUGGGAAAGGGCAGGUUUCCUUAUAUAAUGUGGAAGCUAAGCGGCACAUCUACACCUACAAAGAUAUGUUUUGUGAGGCCAUCUAUAUGUUCUUUGCCUCCUGCACUAACAAGUCGGACCAGAAUGAUGCAGCACUUGUCAUUGCAUCUGUUUUUUUUCCAGUCUGA